Molecule: messenger RNA, 7530 nt
Organism: Dipodomys spectabilis (banner-tailed kangaroo rat)
Lineage: Eukaryota; Metazoa; Chordata; Mammalia; Rodentia; Heteromyidae
Gene: Csnk1g1
Product: casein kinase 1 gamma 1
Exons: 15
Coding region: 504-1883 (459 amino acids)
Biological process (GO): positive regulation of canonical Wnt signaling pathway; peptidyl-serine phosphorylation; endocytosis
Cellular component (GO): nucleus; plasma membrane; cytoplasm
Molecular function (GO): protein serine/threonine kinase activity; ATP binding
Source: RefSeq, a predicted model, not a curated record
UCCAGCUCUGAGGAACCAGAAGACACCACUACGGGUGGGCAGAGAAGCUCGGGGCACCCCGGGAGCCCACCGCGCCCGCCCCGCUGGAGCCCCGGGAGCACGGCCGGUCCAGGAGGACAUUUGUGAAGUCAGUGCAUUUUUGACUCAAUGGGGCUGAAUUGGUUGUAAAGUGAUUGAUUGGUUUUACAAGCAGGAUUUAUGAACAUCUGUUUCUCCAUUGAAUGAAGUUUUAGGCUAUCUAUAAGGCUCAUAGCCAGGCAAGCACUAUUCCUAAUAUAUACAUGUUACAAAAUGUCCUAUGCUUGAGAUCUACAGACAACAUGUCCUACAGGAACUAAUCAGUGGUCUUUCAUCUCCUGGAGAUACAUUAGAAGCAUAAAUAUGGUGCCAAAGGAACUCCUUAUCUUUCUCUGACUACAGUUUAUUUGGACAUACUUUUGUAUUUGAAGAGAGGCAUACAAACUGAGGUUACUCAUUGUGCAAAGACUCUGUUGUAUAGGAUCAUGGACCAUCCUGGUAGGGAAAAGGAUGAAAGACAACGAACAACUAAACCCAUGGCACAAAGGAGUGCACAUUGCUCCCGAUCUUCUGGCACGUCAUCAUCCUCUGGGGUUCUCAUGGUGGGACCCAACUUCAGGGUUGGCAAGAAGAUAGGGUGUGGUAACUUCGGAGAGCUCAGAUUAGGUAAAAAUCUCUACACCAAUGAAUAUGUAGCAAUCAAACUGGAACCAAUAAAAUCACGUGCUCCCCAGCUUCAUUUAGAGUACAGGUUUUAUAAACAGCUUGGCAGUUCAGGUGAAGGUCUCCCACAGGUAUACUACUUUGGGCCGUGUGGGAAAUAUAAUGCCAUGGUGCUGGAGCUCCUUGGCCCUAGCUUGGAGGAUUUGUUUGAUCUCUGUGACCGAACAUUUACUUUGAAGACAGUGUUAAUGAUUGCUAUUCAAUUGCUUUCUCGAAUGGAAUAUGUACACUCAAAGAAUCUCAUUUACCGAGAUGUCAAGCCAGAGAAUUUCCUGAUCGGCCGACAAGGCAAUAAGAAAGAACAUGUUAUACAUAUUAUAGACUUUGGACUGGCCAAGGAAUACAUUGAUCCUGAAACCAAAAAACACAUACCUUAUAGGGAGCACAAAAGUUUAACUGGAACUGCAAGAUAUAUGUCUAUCAACACACAUCUUGGCAAAGAGCAAAGCCGGCGUGAUGAUUUGGAAGCCCUAGGCCAUAUGUUCAUGUAUUUCCUCCGAGGCAGCCUACCCUGGCAAGGACUCAAGGCCGAUACAUUAAAAGAGAGAUAUCAAAAAAUCGGUGACACCAAAAGGAAUACUCCCAUUGAAGCACUCUGUGAGAACUUUCCAGAGGAGAUGGCAACCUACCUUCGGUAUGUUAGGCGAUUAGACUUCUUUGAAAAACCUGAUUAUGAGUAUUUACGGACCCUCUUCACAGACCUUUUUGAAAGAAAAGGCUACACCUUUGACUAUGCCUACGAUUGGGUCGGGAGACCUAUUCCUACUCCAGUAGGGUCAGUUCAUGUAGAUUCUGGUGCAUCUGCAAUAACUCGAGAAAGCCACACACACAGGGAUCGGCCAUCACAGCAACAGCCUCUUCGAAAUCAGACUGCAUCGUCAGAGCGCCGAGGAGAGUGGGAAAUCCAGCCCAGCCGGCAGACCAAUACCUCAUACCUGACGUCUCACUUGGCUGCAGACCGCCAUGGGGGAUCAGUGCAGGUGGUUAGUUCAACCAAUGGAGAGCUGAACGUGGAUGACCCCACUGGAGACCAUUCGAACGCACCAAUCACAGCUCAUGCUGAGGUGGAGGUAGUGGAGGAAGCUAAGUGCUGCUGUUUCUUUAAGAGGAAAAGGAAGAAGACUGCUCAGCGCCACAAGUGACCAGUGCCUCCCAAGAGUCCUCAGGCCCUGGGGACUCUGACUUGAUUGCACCUGCAGCUCCUGCCAUUUCUCAUUGGAAAAGACUCCUUUGUGGGGGAGGAUAGAGAUCCAAACCAAAAAGAAGAAAACAGAUGCCCCCAGAAGGAGCCAGUGUGGGCAGCCAAGGCCCAGUGGAUCAGUGGCCAUCCCAAACCUGUCUGACGCUCUGAGCAGGUCCCAGAGCUGCUGCUCUUACACUGCUUGCCCAUGGGGCUGCUUGGUCAACUCUCCUUCCCAUUGUUUACAGUGAAGGUGUCAUUCACAAAAACUCAAGGACUACUGUUCUCUUCCCACCUCUUCUUUUCUCCUGGUUCUUGUUCUACCCUGAACCCUCUCCAGGAUCAAAGCUAGUGAGCAGAAGGCUUUGUCUAAGGAAAGGGGCUCAAGAGGUUGGGGGUAUUGCCAAGGAGGUAGGAGGAAGAUGGUAGACCUGGGCUGGAGGAGAACCUUCUCUGGUUCCUAGGUGUGUCUGGCAGUUUGGCUUCCUUUCCCUCUGCUCUUGGGCAGCCUCUAGCCCAGUGGCCAGGUUCCUUCUUCCUUCCCUCCUGCAAAAUUACACUGUAGGACACAAGCUGUGAGAAAUCUGCAGUCUACUGUCCCUGUGUGUUGGCGUUCUUAGCUCUUUUGACAAAUUCCUUUCUCCAGGCAGUGGUAGGACAUGCAAAUUGCUCUGAGCAAAGGAAAGAAAACUGACUUUUUUGCACUUUUAGUUUUUUUUUUGUUUUUGGUUUUUUAAAAAAAAAGAAAAAAGAAAAAAAAAACCACGGCAGAUGCAUAUUGUGUCUGGUUCUAUUGGGGGUUUUAUUUUUUUCAGUUGUGAGGGAACAGGCCAGCCAAGCCAUUCAGAGAGAACCUGGGUCCAGAGGACAGACUCAAUGGAAAGUUCGACUUGCAGCCCCCGGAAGAGAAGAAGCCAAACUCUGUCACACUGAGUAAAUACUCAGGUUGACAAGGAAACAUACUUGAAUUUUCAUUCAUCUUCUCAGCUGCUGAAGAAAAGUCCCCACCAGAGCCUCUUGACCUAAUGAGCCUGCAGUUUGUAAGCCCAGCUCUCCUGCAUGUGAAGUGAGCAGCCCAGCCAGACUGACCAGGAGACAGCCCGUCCCAGAGAGCAGAUGCUUAACAACAAGAAAACAACACAAAUGUCUUUUUCCUUCACUGCCAGGGACUUCCUACUAGAUAGCCAUGUUGACUCUCUGGUGACAAAAUUACUGAUUAAACAGCCACCACCACAAUGCCACUAGUGGACAAAAAGAGUGAACCUGCCUUCCAGCUAACUGCCAGAGAAGCCUUGGGGUACAGCAUCAUAUGUCCAGGAAAAGAAAAUUGGUAAUACCCUGGCUGCCUCAAUACUGAGUUGUAGCAUUCAGGCUGGCCUGCCUUAUCAGAAACAAUGCAUACAAAGAUGUCCAACCAGGUCUGUAACUGCAGGUUAGAACUUGGCACAUAUGGCUGCCAGUGACCAGGAGGGUAGGAUUGGUUGGUGCUGGAAAAAAAAAAAUACUGGUGAAAGGAUACUGUAGAGAAAAGGUCUAAAAUUAUGUUCAGUUGAACAUAGACUUCUUCCAGAUAAGAUGGCCAUGCAUCUACGCACGUUUUUUUCCAGUGCACCAUCUCUACCCGCCACCAUGCCGUAUUUGCAUGACGUGCUUACAGCAGAAAAUCUUGGUUCCUCGUUCCCUGUUUUGAGGACCUAAUAAUAUGUGGGGGUGGGUAACUCUUGUCCUGCUCCAUUUUCGUUCGAGUUAAGUGGCCUUUCCAAACAGUGACUUCUCAUUCCAGAUGUGACCGAAGGGAUUUUUCACAUCAGGAAAAGAGGUCUGGUAUCUGAGAGCGAGGAGCUAAGCGUGCAGGACAGUGGCUAGUGACUUGGGGAACACGGAAGUUCUUGCCUCUGGCUUGUGGAGGGCUGUCUUUUGAACUGGAGUAUGGGGAUAUUUUCUGGUAGUUGACAUUUCCUGACACAUCACUGGACGUAGCUUACAUAGAACAGAAGUAGCAUUCUUGUAAGUCAGCCCUUGGCCUUCACCUGUUCCAUUGAAUCUUAACUAGGGAAUAAGCUCUUCACUGGCUCCUGCCCUGCUCAGCUCGCUAUAUAAAGACUGCAAUCUGCCAUUUCUUUACAAGGAAUGUUUCUGCAUAUGAAAUAGUGGCAGGGAGAGACUGUCACACCUUUCCCCACAGGAAUAUUGGAGUCUGCUUCCUUGUUGUUCCUUCCUAGUGCUUAAAGUCCAUCACCGAGAUUUUAUGAUCUCUCAUUUGGCAUUUGGGCAACUUUUAACUCCCCAUGUAGAAACUUUGAGCGUCCUCAUCCCAGCAUAGAAAAUGCCUUGCCUCUCAAAGGAGGGCAGGGGAAAUGGUGGCAAAGCCUGGAGCAUCCUGGCACUCUGUAUCCCCCCUAAGUGCCUCCCCCCUCCCCCCUGCAUGCGCAGGAGAAAAAAAAAAUCAAAGACAGUAAGCAGCUUGGCUUUGGGACUGUCUUGCUGAGCUCUUUUUUCUUUUGUCUAACUUUAGCUUGAGUUGUUAGCAGGAGUGGGGAAGGGUGCUUGCUACUGUAUUGUCCUCACCCUCCAGCCCCUGCAAAUUCCCACCUUACUAGAUGUUUAGGUUUUCAAGACAAAGCUGAAGAGCUCUAGGUCCCUUUAGCAUGCAGGGUAAUGGUGAUUUUUUUUCCAAGGCCAUUGACACUCCAAGGUGGUCUCAGACCUAAGAUACUCUGUUUUGAUUUCCUUAAAAAAAUUUUUUUUUAAAAAAACGAAAACCCCUCAAAACCAAGGACCCCAGCAGCAUUUCGGCCACCAAUUCCAUUCCCACCAGCACACCAGCUCCCCCCCCUGCCCUGUCCAUUUCAAAGGUAAUCCCUCUCCCUGCCUAUGCCCUAAAUCCACUUGAACUUAGUUAAGAGUUGUCUCCAUUUCACAGCUGUGAUGCCUGAGGAUCAUUUUCUUUUGAGAAGAAUGUCAUCAUGUUAAGGCUCAGCAUCUGUUCAUUGAAAUCCAUUAGGAGUUCUCGCAAGCCCUCGCAUCCCUCAGGUACUGAAGCCUGCACAGACUGGGGCAAACAGGCCAGGAAGCCACCGGGACUUAUGCCUGUGCAGUCACGAGGCUCAAGUGUGAAUCACUUGGCCUCUCAUACCUUGGCACUUUGCUGAGUUCUGAUUCCAGACUUCCUACUAGAGAGAGUGGAGCAUCCUGCUAGCGGUGAGCAUUCAGGACUGCCUUAAUCACCAUUCUGUGUCAGCGUCUGUCUGAGCCAAACAGGGUUCAGGAAGAUAUGUAAUGACUAGAUUAGCUGCUAGUUCAAGAGCUGCUGCAGGCAGCAGAGAUCCUGAGGUUUCAAGUAGAAGUGUCGAUUAUUUAUUUGCAGUGAGCUCCAAAUAUAUAGAAAUGGUCCCUGUCCAUCUUCUCUAAAGUAACUUUUUCAAACUUUCACCCUAAAUCAGUAGAAAUGUGCUACUAGCUCUGCUUCAGUGUCAAUUUUCAGUGUUAGUAAUCACUUUAAUGCCUGAAAAAUAUGCAAGUGGUAAUGUUACAUUAAAGUGAUCUCUAACAUCAUAGCCUUAACUUUUUCUUUUUUUUUUUUUCCAACAUGGAUGAUAGAAUCCCUUCCUAGUGAGCAAGCAUGGCUGCAUUCCUCAAUGAGCAAGCAGCCCUUAAAGGAACUUGAUUCUCUGAUGCAUCCCUCCCAAACCUACCUGCCUCCUGUAUCCAGGCCAUUGCCACCAGUUUUCCAGUCCCACCAAGUUGCCCUGACCUGACAAUGUUCCCCAGCGUCAGAACCAUGCUGGGGCUAGGGCUUCUCAUAUUGGGAGUUUGUAAGGCCAUACAGCCAACAUUGCCUUUGCCAGGCCACUGCCACCAUCCCCAUGGUUACCCCUAGGUGGUGAACGAAUUACAAAGACCCUCAGGGAGCCAGGAAUACUAGGUACUCCAUCUGGAUGGGCCAUGUGGAUGACAGGCAUUUAGCUAUGCUGUUCUUGGUUUUGCAGACUCCAAGUAAGUCCCAUCUAGAGACUGAUCACCAUGACUUCCCCGUGCUGGGAUUUCUUCCUUUUGAGUCUGGGUUUUUUGUUUUUGUUUUUUUAAUUUUUUGGGGGGGGUGGGUGGAGGCUGAUUCUGUGAAAAAGAAGAGGCAAAUGGCCAUUCUGUUAGCUUUGUAGAGUUUUGAGCAGUGUUUUUGCCAUAAGUUUUGGAGUCUUUGGCCCAAUCAACAGUCUUAAAAAUGUGUUCCCUUACUCCUUUUGCACGUGACUUAGGUGCAGAAGAAUAGGUUUCUCAUUGUAUUCAGAAUAGUAAAUAGGUCCCUGAUAUAGGCAAUAGUAGUUGACAUAUUUUCUCAAAAACUAACCAGGAAACCCACUCCAGUAUUUGUAGGUCAGCUUACAAAGGAAAAAGUAAGCAUGUAUUCCAUAAUGUUUCUAGUCUGAUAACCAAACUUGAUGUUAUAAAGAAACCCCAGUUUAAUGUAGACGGGAUUUCUUUGACUUGUUUCUCUCUUACUCCUCACAAUCAUUUUUCCGGUGCCAUCACCACCUUUCAGGUCUUAGCAGUGGGUUAUCCACAGUAACAAAUUGGGGGUCUAGUGCAGCCAUCAUCCCAGGAAUGCACAAGGGGACCAUUGUCCGGACUGCCGCCCCUCCCCCCCAACAUGUCUUUCAGGGUAGGUGAGACAUUUUCAGUGUUCCUCUUCUUGGGCUCUAGACCAAAUCCCAGGCCAGCGUUUGCACCAAAAGUCUUUCAGAAGGCUUAUCAAUCUAUUAGGAGUGUCUUGGGAAAGAUGAGCCAUUUCUUUGGGAAUAAAUAUAUUUAUAGGUGUGGGGGGGUAAUGAUUGCAUGUGUGUGUGUACUCAUCUGUGUGAAUUUCACUAAGACAGCCAGGCAGCUGGGAGCCAGGAGUUCCCAAGUAUUUGCAGAGGUAAAUCAAGUGUCUAAGCAAGCUGGCUCUGGGAAUGAGGCCCUUUGUCAAGCAGAGAAAGUAACAGCAGAAAAGAUAAGAUACAAAACCAAAAAUAUAACUCCCCAGUGGAAAAUAAUGAUGAUUUAGCAAUUCCCAUUGUAUAUCUUACGUGAUCUAAUUUAUUAUAUUAUUAUUUGUCUGUUUCUUUCAUCUUUGCCCAUUAUACUCUUGAAAAGAUGUUGGAAUGUUGACUGAAUUUUUUUUAACUAGAUAAUGUAUAAAUCAACUGUGGAAAUUAGUUUUAAUCGUGUGACAUGUCUUGUAAAUGCCUUUUUGUUUUUACCUUUUUUUUUUUUUCCUUAAGAUAUGUAAUGUUUCCUAAACCCUGGCACUGGUCAGUCUCAGCUGUGAAAUUGAAACUUUGUAGUAUUUUAAACCAUGAAUGUCAAAUUUCAGGUGUAUUUGAAAUGGUUCCUCCAAGAGAGAGAUUUGUAGAGUAUUGGGGAAAAAAACGAUCUGCAGAGGAAGUAGCUGCCUUUGGAGAAAAUAGAAAAUGGGUCUUGAUGCAUUAUCUCAGAGUAGCCCAUCUCCUAGGGCACCAUGGAAAACACAAAUGGGAUCUUUAAGUAUACCUCUUCCCAAUUUGGGGAAGAAAGGACUCAGUUUGCACCCUUUUUGUAUGUACAAUAAAAUGUCUUACCUUUCUUGGCUA